This is a messenger RNA of Fonsecaea erecta, 1929 nucleotides long. Its product is annotated as glutamine-tRNA ligase. The coding region runs from base 1 to 1929 and encodes 642 amino acids. Gene Ontology annotation, molecular function: ATP binding; glutamine-tRNA ligase activity. NCBI's taxonomy places the organism in Eukaryota, Fungi, Ascomycota, Eurotiomycetes, Chaetothyriales, Herpotrichiellaceae. Gene Ontology annotation, cellular component: cytosol; cytoplasm. Gene Ontology annotation, biological process: glutaminyl-tRNA aminoacylation; translation. The record is from RefSeq and is a predicted model, not a curated record. The transcript has a single exon.
AUGGCUGAAUCUGCAGAGGCAAGCAUGAGCUUGCCGGAGCGUGUCAAAGAAAAAGUUGAGAACGCGGUGGCGGACAAGAAGCCCAAAAAAGAAAAAGCGCCCAAGCAGCCCAAACCCCCCAAGGAGGCAAAACCACCAGCGGAGAAACCUGUGAAACCUGCAAAACCCGCCAAUGCACCGCCAUCAGCGCCGGUCGACCCCGACGCCAUGUUCAAGGAGGGCUGGCUGGCGGCUGUUCGGAAGGAACGGCCAGCCGACGAACCGGUCGUCACACGAUUCCCGCCGGAACCGAAUGGCUAUCUCCAUAUCGGCCACAGCAAAGCCAUUGCGAUCAAUUUCGGGUUUGCGCGAUUCCAUGGCGGAAAAUGCAACUUGCGGUUCGACGACACAAACCCCGAAGCGGAAGAAGAAGUCUACUUUACCGCCAUUGAAGAUAUUGUGCACUGGUUAGGAUUCAAUCCCGCCCGGAUCACCUACUCCAGCGACUUCUUUGACCGGUUGUACGAGUUGGCCGAGAAGCUUAUCACCUUGGACGGCGCGUAUGUAUGCCACUGCACAGACGAGGAGCUCAAAGAUCAGCGAGGCGGCACCGAUCCGAAGAACAAGCAUGAAAGAUACGCUUGCCCUCAUCGAGACCGACCCGUUGAAGAAUCGCUGGCCGAGUUUCGAGCGAUGAGAGACGGCAAAUACCGGCCCAAGGAAGCCUUUCUGCGGAUGAAGCAGGAUCUUUCCGAUGGCAACCCCCAGAUGUGGGAUUUGGUGGCCUACCGUGUCCUCGAAAAGCCACAUCAUCGUACGGGCGACAAAUGGAGAAUCUAUCCCACUUACGACUUCACCCAUUGUCUUUGCGAUAGUUUCGAAGGCAUUACUCAUUCUCUGUGCACGACUGAAUUCAUCCUGUCCCGGGUUUCGUAUGAGUGGCUCAACAACAAGGUCGAUGUUCCCCACAAGCCAAUGCAGAGAGAAUAUGGCCGAUUGAACGUCACGGGCACCGUCUUAUCGAAACGCAAAAUCAAAAAGCUGGUGGACGAGAAGAUUGUCGCCGGCUGGGAUGACCCCCGACUCUACACUCUGGUUGCACUGCGGCGGCGAGGCGUGCCGCCAGGUGCCAUUCUGUCAUUUGUCAGCGAGCUCGGAGUCACCACCGCUACUAUCAACAUCCAGAUUGUGCGGUUUGAACAGUCAAUCCGCAAAUACCUGGAAAUGACAGUGCCUCGUCUCAUGCUCGUGCUCGACCCCGUUCCUGUGAUCAUUGACGACCUUCCGGACGAUCACUACGAGGAGCUGGAAAAUGCGUUUGGUCCGAAAGAUGUCGACAUGGGCUCUCACAAGCUGCCCUUUACCAAGAAGGUCUAUAUCGAGCGUGACGACUUCAGAGAGGUGGACAGCAAAGACUUCUUCCGCAUGGCCCCCGGCAAGCCUGUUGGCCUCCUGAAGGUUCCUUAUCCAGUCAUUGCCACGAGCUUCAAGAAGGAUGAGGCCACUGGGUUGGUCACCGAGAUACAUGCCAAGUACGACAAGCCAGCAGAGGGCGAAAAAGUCAAGAAGCCCAAGGCCUACAUCCACUGGGUCGCUGAUGCUCCGGGACAUGGUUCCCCAAUCAGAUGUGAAGUCCGCGUCUUCGGCCCUCUCUUCAAGUCCGUUAAUCCAGACGCGGUGGAGCCGAGCUUCAUGGCGGAUAUACGAGACGACAGUCUUAAAGUCUACCCGAAUGCAAUGGCAGAAGUUGGAUUGAAGGAGAUCUGGGCCCGCGCUCCAUGGCCUGAGGAAGCCGGGGAGAAGAAGGAUAAAUGCGGUCCUGAAUCGGUCAGAUUCCAGGCAAUGCGUACCGGAUACUUCUGUCUGGACAAGGACACAGAUGAGGCUGCAGGGAAGAUUGUGCUCAAUCGGAUUGUCAGUCUGAAGGAGGACGCUGGGAAGAGUGCAUGA